AUGUCUCCCUCCCUUUCAAUACCCAACACCUCUUCUACACCAACUUCGCCAGGGCGUUGGGUAGUCACAGAAUUUGGCAAGCCAUCCGUGCUAAGAUGGGAAGCGUUCGAUCCCACGGCCUCGCUUUCUGCCGGCGGAGUCCUCGUCAGCAUUCUUGUUGCUGGUAUCGCAGGAGUCGACAAUAUACAACGUUGCGGAGGCUACCCUCAUCCGUUGGCAAAAGAUCCUGGGUUCACAACUGGGUAUGACCUUGUGGGCGAAAUCAUAGCGCUGGGUGAUGCUGUGCCAGAAGAGAGAGGACUGGAGAUUGGAGAAAGAGUGGCGGCAUUGAGUAUCAUUGGUGCGCACGCUACACAUAUCGUGCUACCCUAUGAAGAAGUCAUGAAGCUGGACAAGCAUGACGAUCCACUAAAGAUAUGUGCACUGCCGCUGAAUUACAUGACAGCAUGGGGCAUGCUGAAGCACAGUGGUGUGGAUUUAGCGCCCGGCUCGAGCAUCUUGAUUGGGAGUGCAAGUGGAGGACUGGGUACGGCUGUUGCGCAGCUUGUCGCGGCGUUCGAUAUGGGUAUCAAGAUGAUCGGAACAUGUUCGCCGAGCAAGUUUGAAUAUGUCCGCUCGUUGGGUGUGGUGCCGCUGGAUCGAAGUGCUCCAGAUCUUGUUAAACAAGUUCAUGCACUGACAGACGGGAAAGGAGUUGACGUUGCAUAUGAUGGCGUUUGCAAUGAAAAGACUGCACACGACUUCCUCGCAGCAACCAAGCAAGAUGUUGGCAAAGUAGUUGUCUUUGGAGCCAUGGGAAGUAUUGCUGAUGAUGGGAGCAAGAUGUUGGGAAGCAUCGAUGAACUGUUUGCAGCACUGUUGCAACCUCCACGAGUGAGAUUCUGGUCGCUGGACAUAGAGUUCCCAAAGAAGAAAGAAGUGGCGGAGUUUUAUGCCGUAGUGGAAAAAGUAAGAGAGGGGAAAUUAGAUCCCGUUGUUGCGAAGCUGUUGAGACUGAGCGACGCAGUGGAAGCGCAUGAGCUCCUUAUCAACGGGAGUGCGAUCAAAGGGAAGAUGCUGUUUGUGGUAGAUGAAGAGUUGGCCAAGUUCUACGGCGUAUGA
This is a messenger RNA of Alternaria arborescens, 1101 nucleotides long. RefSeq lists its product as hypothetical. Gene Ontology annotation, biological process: cellular response to oxidative stress. The record is from RefSeq and is a predicted model, not a curated record. Gene Ontology annotation, molecular function: quinone reductase (NADPH) activity. The coding region runs from base 1 to 1101 and encodes 366 amino acids. Gene Ontology annotation, cellular component: cytoplasm. The transcript has 2 exons. Lineage: Eukaryota; Fungi; Ascomycota; Dothideomycetes; Pleosporales; Pleosporaceae.